Molecule: messenger RNA, 1174 nt
Organism: Paramecium pentaurelia
Lineage: Eukaryota; Ciliophora; Oligohymenophorea; Peniculida; Parameciidae
Source: the annotation of a GenBank genome assembly
UUCACAUAUGGUAUUAUUACAUUUAACUAGAAAAUUAGAAAAACUUUAGAUCGUGAAAAUAGAAAACCAAAGAAAUGGCUAUAAAAUUACUUUGUUCCAUUUAUUCCUAAAUGGUCCCAGAAAAUUGUAGAUAAUAAAAAGAAAUCUAUCUUCUUUCUUCUAUGUUUGGGAUUGUUUGCUUAUUAUGAAGGGUUCUAAUGUAAAAUUAAAUUGUUAUUAUUUUCAGAUCUACACCAUAAAAUAUUACAUAGAGAGCCUCUUAAAAGCAAAUUCAAUAGAUGGAUUUUCAAAGUUAAAAACCUACCAUAGUAAUCCUUAGUUGAAUUUUAACCAAUUACAACACUAAAUCAAAAUACUGUUGAUUAAUUAAAAGAGAUAUAUUUAAAAUAUGAAUAGGAAAUGAAAUAUGGAAUGUCUCGUAAAUUAAUGUUUGAGGUCUAUGAAUCUCUUAAUUUGUUCUAAAAAGAUGAAGAGAGAAUAGGAUUCUAUAGACAGUCAGGUUAUUAUAAAAAGGUAAUUUCAACCUUAUAUUAAAUUAAUAGAGAAAUUAAAAGGUUUCAAGUGUACAUUUCUAAUAAUUUAUCAAGAUAUUUGAAGAUGCCUUGAAAAAGUUGAAUAAAAAAGGAAAUACAAUUACAGAAUCAGAAUUAGUUUCCCAAUUUAUCUAAUUAUGUUCAGAAAAAUAAGAUGAAGUAAUGAUACAUUUAUAUAUUAUUAAUAUAGAUUAAGAAAUGGGAAAACAAAAUAUAAUAGAAGAGAGCUGAAUUUGUUAAAUUGCUACCUGAAUUAUAAGAUUAAAAAUAGGGACUUAUAAGAUAGAUGUUAAGUGAAAAUCCAUAUGUAACUGAAGAAUACAUUCAAUAGGAAGUAAAAUAUAAUAGUAGUUCAUAAUUAGCUUGAGAAUAAGGGAUUAUAUGGAUUGGGUACAAAGGAUAAACUUUAGAUUUAUGAUCUUCAGUUAUCUCUUCAUAAAGUACUAUUGGAUAGCAAAAAAGCAAAAUUAUACAAUAGUAUGCUUUUUGGAUAAUCCACGUUGAGUGCAUAAAAAGAGAAAAAGUUGAGAAAUAAGAUAAUGAUUGAAGAGGAGAAAGUGAAUGAACUUCAAGUGAAGAGAAAUGAAGUUGCUGAAAAGUUUAAGGUGUUAUUUAAGAAAUAAGAGAUAUUUGAUAUUUGA